CACCUGGAGCUGAACGGCUGGCUGCUCGUAUGUCAUAUCAAAAUCCAGCCUUGCGUGCUGGGCCCUGCAGUGUUCAUCUGCUCUCUGAAACGGGAUGGAGCAGCUGAUAGUCGGCUGUAGCUGAGAGACGUCCGGCUGUGGGGAGCAAUGACAGAGGUGACCAGAGAGGUGUUUGGACACUUGCCUCAGAAGGGAGGAAGAGGAGGGGCUGUUGAAAAGUUCCUGCUGAAAUCAGACAGUGUUAAAGUGGAGAUUAUCUCCUUAGGCUGUAUAAUCACUGCACUGGAAACCAAAGGCAGGGAUGGGAACCUCUCCGACAUUGUCCUGGGCUUUGAUCGCUUGGAAGGUUAUGUCAACAAACACCCCUAUUUUGGAGCCACUAUUGGGCGAGUUGCUAACAGAAUUGCUAACGGGAAAUUCACAGUGGAAGGAAAAGAGUAUCAGUUGGCCCUCAACAACCCACCCAACAGCCUGCAUGGAGGGAACAAAGGGUUUGACAAGGUUCUCUGGACCCCGGAGGUGCUGCUAAAUGGCAUACGCUUCUCCAGAAUGAGCCCAGAUGGCGAGGAAGGGUAUCCUGGGGAACUAAAAGCCUGGGUGACCUACACGCUCGAUGGUGGGGAACUAGUGAUAAACUACCGAGCUCAAAGCAGCAACACUACCCCUGUUAGCCUGACAAACCAUGCCUACUUCAAUCUAGCAGGCCAGGGAUCACAUGAUAUCUACGACCAUGAGGUCUCCAUAGAAGCAGACUCUUACUUGCCUGUGGAUGACACCCUGAUCCCUACUGGAGAGGUGGCUGCGGUGCAGGACACCGCUUUUGAUCUGAGGAAGCCGGUGGAGCUUGGAAGACACAUGCAGCAGUUUCAGCUCCCUGGCUUUGACCAUAACUUCUGUUUGGAACGGUCGGAGGCUCGACGCUACUGUGCAAGAGCUCACCAUCCCCCUAGUGGCAGGACGAUGGAAGUUUAUACCUCUCAGCCUGGGAUCCAGUUCUACACUGGAAAUUUCCUGGACGGCUCGCUGGAGGGCAAAGGGGGCUCUGUGUAUCCCAAGCAUUCAGCCUUCUGCCUUGAAACACAGAACUGGCCAGAUGCGGUUAAUAAGCCCCAUUUCCCCAGUGCGCUGCUGCGGCCAGGAGAGGAGUAUAACCACACAACUUGGCUCAAGUUUACUGCAGCUUGAGGAGUCACCUCUGCAGCCACAAGGAGAAAUUCAUCACAAAGUGCUCUGAGUAUUGGGGAGGGGAGCAGGGGAAAUCACUGAAAACAGCAGCAGGAGCUUUCAAACUUCUCCAGCACAGGCAGAGGUGACAGGUGCGGGGACGUCUCCUAAGGACGGGGUUUGUAAAAGCUCUCAACUCUGGCUUGACGGCUCCCAUUGGAAUCACUGGUAAAUCUCCCCUUGAUGUCAACAGAGGAAGAGUUAGGCCAGUGCUGAGGCCCUGAUCCCCAAAGGGACGUGCACACCUAACUGCCAUUGAUUUCAAUAGGAGUUAGGACCCUAAAUACCUUUGAAACCUGCCCCUUAGUCCAUACAAAACUUGUCUUCCUCAUCUAUCAAUUGGACCGUGUCAAGGCCUCUUUUAAACUCCUCUCCCCUUUUUCCUUCCCCAUGGAAUCAAGUUUAAACCUUUUGUCCUGUCUUCCUUCCCGGCCAUGCACUCUUCACUCAUGGGACAAGCUUAUCUUUGAGUGAGUCAUUCCCACUUGCCCUGUCAAUUCUGUCAUGUUUGUCUCUUCCCACUCCCCCAUCAGUGCUGCUUUCUGCACCAUCCCUUUUGCCAUUCAAGUGCUAACUAAAACCUCACUUCUGUAAACCAAAAAUAAAUCUACCCACUAUUCCUUCUUUCUCUGUAUCUGUAUUUUAGGCCUGGUCUACACCAGAAACUGUUACCUGUGUAUCGGUUAGGGGUGUGAUGUUUUACCAGUAGUUAUACCAGGAAAGGCACUAGUGUGGAUGCAGGUAAACCGACAUAACACAGAUGUACUUAUUUCCCUCUCAUCUAGGUAUAAAACAGUCCAACUUACUAGUGUAGAGAAGCCCCCAGAGAAAGAACUGCCUUUGUAAGGGUAGCUCAUACUCAUACAAGUAGGGACUGAAGCCAGGGGGUCUAUGGCCUACAUCCUCAAAAGCAUUCAGCCACUUAACUCCCGUGGGCCUAUGUGCAGGACUAAGGCCAGGUCUCCACAACAAGCUUUAGCCAGUGUAGCUAUGUUGGGCGGGGUAUCUGUUCCCUAUACUGGUACUUACAGACUGAUCAAAUUACUCCAUCUUCUCUUCCGUAAACUAAACAGAUUGAGCAUCUUGAGUCUUUGACUAUAAGGCAUGUUUUUUAAUCAUUCUCACCGCUCUUCUCUGCACGCGCUCCAAUUUUUCAAUAUUCUUGAAUUGUGGAGACAGACCUGGACAGACUCUUCCUGUAAUAGUUACAUCAGUGCCAAACACAGUGAUAAUAUAACCUCUCUAAAUCUAUAGUCCCAUUUAUACACUCAAGGAUCACAUUAGCCCUUUGGCAACAGCAUCAUGCUGGAACCUCAUGUUCAGCUGAUUAUCCACUGUAACCCCAAAUCUUUGCUUCCUAGGAGAAUCCCCCAUCUUGUGAGCAUGGCCUUGGUUCUUUGUUCCUAGAUGUAUGACUUUAGAUUUGGCUAUGCUGAAAUGCAUAGUUUGCUUGUGCCCCGUUAACCAAGCAAUCCAGAACGCACUCUAUCAAUGUCCUCUUCAUUAUUACCACAGUGCUCCCAUCUUUGUGUCAUCUGUAAAACGAUCAGUAAUGAUGAUGAUUCCCACUCAGCCCCUACUUCUUACUAUAAUUGUUGCCUGGUUCUCUCCCACUGAACAUUCUCCUCCCAGCUCUAAGCCUGCAGGUUUUCAUGGGCAGUUAGUUUCCUCUUGAACUUGGUCUACAUGCACAAGUUACACUACCAAAAAAAAAAAAAGUGUUAAACUCGUGCAGCAAAACUCUGUGCUGACUUGUUUCAAUUUAAGGGUUUGUCAUUCCAGUUUAGUUCAGACCUGUUCCCAACCAAUUAACCCCAAACCAGAAUCAAGGAGCAUCCACAUAGGAGUUUGCACAGGUCUGACUAGAUUUAAAUUCACACAUCUUAAACCCAUGCAACUUUUCAUGUACACAAGCCCUUAAACAGCUGUGGUUGUUAACAGCAAUAACUAGACUGGCAUCAUUUCCAGCUGCUCACACCACCAGAUGCUCUUAAGGUUUUCCACUACUUGCCAGUUUUUGUUUGCGGAAGAGAUGCACUGUUGAUAAUAGCCCACUUUAAUCGAAUUGUCUCGACCCUCCACUUGGUAAGGCAACUCCCAUCUUUUCGUGUACUGUUAUAUAUAUACAUACACAUCUUCCUUCUGUAUUUUCCAUCCAUGCAUCUGAUGACUUGGGUUUUAGCCCACGAAAGCUUAUGCCCAAAUAAAUUUGUUAGUUUCUAAGGUUACACAAGUAGUCCUUGUUCUUUUUACUGUAUUACAACACAUCACUGGCCACAGCUCCUUUACAGUCUGCGCUGCCCACUGUUUGGGCACUAUGCCCCCUACCACAGAAGGAGGGACCCUUCCCUUUGAAACAGUUCUGCCCGCAUAUACCCUGAUUCCUUACGUACUCCCAUGACAGACCGUUAGCUGUGCACCAAACUGUUAAAUCCUAAGGAAAUGCAGUCCCAGCUGCUCCGUUUUCUGUGCUGCUCUGGAGGAGUGGAGAGACAGAAGAGAUGGACCAAUACAGUAAUUUUAGAGUCUGCGUGUUUAUUGUGGAGUAGGUUUGUCUUAACAGUACAGAAGAGAAAGCGCUCAUUAAAUGCAAUAGCAUCAUUCCAUGUGGCACUUUUACUAGUUAUACUGUAAAACUGCCAGACAACGGACAGUCUAUACUGAUGAAUGUCAUCCUAAGCAAUGGCUUCUGGGUAUAUUUGCUAAAUUAUUCUAGGAGAAUGUUGUCAUUUCCUGCUCCUCAUUUUGCAGUCUGGUUUUAUGGAUAUUAGCAGAAUAUUAAUCACAGCAUAAUUAGGAUUGGGAGUGAUACUUCUGUUGCUAAGCAACAAUGCACUGAAUGUAUGGAAAUUAGACACCAGAAAAA
Caretta caretta (loggerhead turtle) is the source of this 4090-nucleotide messenger RNA. RefSeq names its product galactose mutarotase (gene GALM). Gene Ontology annotation, biological process: beta-D-galactose catabolic process via UDP-galactose, Leloir pathway; glucose metabolic process. NCBI's taxonomy places the organism in Eukaryota, Metazoa, Chordata, Testudines, Cheloniidae. The record is from RefSeq and is a predicted model, not a curated record. Gene Ontology annotation, molecular function: carbohydrate binding; aldose 1-epimerase activity.